Messenger RNA from Aspergillus homomorphus CBS 101889, 1089 nucleotides. RefSeq lists its product as uncharacterized. The transcript is spliced from 4 exons. The record is from RefSeq and is a predicted model, not a curated record. Lineage: Eukaryota; Fungi; Ascomycota; Eurotiomycetes; Eurotiales; Aspergillaceae. The coding region runs from base 1 to 1089 and encodes 362 amino acids.
AUGUCCACCAGUCCGUUUGGGCCAGCGCCAACAGGGAUAGAUCUCACAGCCAGUCACCACGCAAAGAACAAUGCAGCCGUGAUCGCGACAUAUGUCCUCGCCGCAGGGGCGAUUGCCCUGCGACUCGUGGCUCGAAUCCGAGUGCAGAACACUUUGAUCGCCGCGGACGACUGGAUGAUUCUGGCAUCUCUGGUAUCAGUAACCGCCAACUUCGUCUCUACAAUUAUCGGGGGAUACUACGGCCUGGGAAAGCAUGUUUGGAGCGUGGAAAUGCCAGACGUCAUCAAAGUGAUGCGCAUCCUGUUCGCCUACGUGCUCAUCUACGUGGUGACGGUCCCGCUGAUCAAGAUGUCGGUGCUGCUCUUCUACCGACGCAUCUUCGGCAUGAACAAGGCGAUCUGGUUCUGCAUGGCGUUGACCGUCGGCUACUGGCUGUCCUGCACGAUUGCCUUCCUGGUCUGCUGCCGCCCGGUUUCAUACUACUGGACGCAGUACCUCGACCCCAGCGGCGGCCGAUGUGUCUUCGACCUCUACCCAUUCUACAUCGGCAAUGCGGCAGCCAACGUGACCACGGAUGUGAUCAUCCUCCUCGUCCCCGUCCCCAUCGUCUGGCGGCUGCAGAUGCGUACGGCACAGAAAGUGCUGGUCUGCAGUAUCUUUAUGCUGGGUGGAUUCGUCUGCGUCGCAAGCCUCGUUCGGAUCUACUACAUGACGUUCCUGAGCCGAUCCGUCGACAUCACCUGGGUCAUCGGCGACGUCUUCAUCUGGUCCAGCGUGGAGCCAUGCAUCGGGAUCGUCUGCGCCUGUCUGCCAACCCUGCAGCCGCUGCUGCGACACCUGAUCAAGCGGUUUUCCGGGACUCGCGCGGGUAGAUAUAUUCUGGGGAGCUCGGGAAGGGAAGACUCAGCCGCGACGGAGGGCAGGGUACGGAAUAUGCGGGGAAGGAAGAUUCUAGACUGGCAUGAGGCGUUGUUGACGACGCACGCCGUUCAGAUCGAGAUGAACGGGUCGAGGAGGGAAGACGAUGACGACGAGGGAAGGAUUACCGUCGAGACGGACUUUCACAUGAUGGAAGAAAGUAAGCGAUAG